Molecule: messenger RNA, 1686 nt
Organism: Radiomyces spectabilis
Lineage: Eukaryota; Fungi; Mucoromycota; Mucoromycetes; Mucorales; Radiomycetaceae
Product: Oxoglutarate and iron-dependent oxygenase degradation C-term-domain-containing protein
Exons: 2
Coding region: 1-1686 (561 amino acids)
Biological process (GO): regulation of translational termination; peptidyl-proline hydroxylation
Cellular component (GO): cytoplasm
Molecular function (GO): peptidyl-proline dioxygenase activity; L-ascorbic acid binding; iron ion binding
Source: RefSeq, a predicted model, not a curated record
AUGACCACCGAGGAACGUGCCACCAAACGUACCAAGAUCGACAGCGUCAAGUCCAAAUUCCAGGAGGACCUUUUGGAAUCGUCCAAUGUGGAACGCCUGUCCAAAGCCUUCAAGGAGUCCAAGCCAUAUUUGCACUGCAAGAUUGAUAAGCUUGUCACCGACGACUUGCUGAGAAAAGUGCGCAAAGAGAUCUUUGACAAUCUUCACUUCACUGUCAAGGAAACUGAUAUCUACAAGGUUCAUCAAACGGGCGACUUGGCCAACUUGGAUGGUCUACCGUCCCACGAGCUUGCGCAACUGUCGAGUCUCUUUGAGUUGCGCAACGCCAUCUAUUCUGAAGAGUUCCGCAACUUUAUCUCGAGUGUCAUGGGCUGUGGUCCGUUGUCAGGCUCAAAGAUGGAUAUGAGCAUUAAUAACUACAAGGAAGGAUGCCAUUUAUUGAACCAUGACGAUGUGAUUGGUAGCCGUCGUGUGUCGUAUAUCUUGUACUUGACCGAUCCCGAUAAAGCCUGGAACCCUAAAUUUGGAGGCGCUCUCGAACUGUAUCCUGUGAUUGAAAAGGGCAUUCCCGCCACUGAGCCCACAGUGGUCAUUCCUCCUCAAUGGAACCAGUUUGUUAUGUUCACCGUUCAGCCUGGUCACUCGUUCCAUUCCGUCGAAGAAGUGGUACCAGAAGGAGAACCUCGUCUCAGCAUUUCUGGAUGGUUCCAUCGCCCUCAAGUGGGUGAGCCCGGUUACUCUGAAAAGAAGGAUGCAGUGGAUGAAGCGAAAUCAUCUCUUGAGCAGCUCCAGGAAGAGUCCGAUUCACAUGCUAAAUUCGCAGAAUACAGUACCACUUUAGACGAUGAUGCUACGGAGGGUUUGACCGAGUCGGAUUUGCUCGCUCUCGCUGAAUGGAUGAAUCCUCACUAUUUGGAUAUGACGAUCAUGAGCCAAAUGUCCGAUCGAUUCUUGGACGAAUCGGCAGUGCAAUGCAAAGAAAUCAUCAAUAAGGAUUUGUUUGCCAAAUUGCAGGCCGCGACCACUGAAGCUGAUAAGCGGGAUCAUUUCACAACACAGACAAUGGCAACGCACGGUACAGGCGUCGGUGGACAAUGGACGGCUCACGGACCUCCUCAUCGAUGCCGGUAUUUGACAGUGGAUGCAUCCAAGGACAAUGGCGACGAAACCAGUUCAUUAUUUUUGGAUCUUCAAAAGAAGUUCGAGAGCGAAUCGUUCCGACGCUGGUUAGCUGUAGUUACCCAGUGUAUCCCUAACGGUUAUCGUGGCGAAGCUCGCCGGUUCCGACCGGGCCACGAUUACACUUUAGCGACCACUAAUACCCGUGGCCAAGGCGUUUUGGACGUGACCCUUUGUAUUGCCAAUACACCCGACAAAAUUAGCGCUAGUCAUUGGGAAAGUGGCGAAUAUGGUGGCUACGAAUGCUAUAUGGCGCCUCACAAUGAAGAAGAAGACGCUGCCGUGUACAGAGCAGCGGAUGAUGAUGGUGCUUUACUGACAUUGGCAGCCGGGUGCAACGAAUUAUCGAUCGUCCUUCGUGACGAAGGUGUCAUGCGGUUCAUCAAAUAUGUAAGCGCUCGCGCACCAGGCUCACGUUGGGACGUAUCUUACGAGUAUGAUUUACCGGAAGAAGAUGAGGAAGACAAUGAUGAUGAAGAAGAAGAAGAAGAUAAAGACAACAAAUGA